CUCUAAACGUGGAAGUUACAAUGCUUUUCUGGCUAGUUAGGAAUGUGGCAGGUGGGGAGGGAGAAGGCCCAAGAUACUGGUUUCCGGAGGGGAAGACACCCAACAAGGACGGCACUUUUCAUUUUAAACGUCCCAGGAUGAUCACGUCAAGGAAUUAUGUUGGAAUAUGAAACGAGUGGAGAACUAAAGACCAAAUGCAUCGAUUUGCUCAACCUCAGUCCCAGUACUGACGUCAAUGCCUUAGUAGAGGAGAUACAGAAAGCGGAGCCGGUAAUCACAGCUUCACGAUCAGACCAAGUAAAGCUUUUACUACGGAGAUUACAAGACAAACUCAGGCAGCACAGCAACCACCAAUUCUAUCUUUUUAAGGUUCUCAGAGCACAUAUACUGCCAUUGACUAAUGUUGCACUUAAUAAAUCGGGGUCUUGCUUUAUUACAGGAAGCUAUGAUCGGACGUGUAAACUUUGGGAUACUGCAUCUGGAGAGGAGCUUCAUACCCUGGAGGGCCACCGGAAUGUGGUUUAUGCCAUAGCAUUCAACAAUCCGUAUGGUGACAAAAUUGCCACUGCAUCCUUUGAUAAGACUUGUAAGCUAUGGAGUGUAGACACGGGAAAAUGUUACCAUACCUUUAGAGGUCAUACAGCAGAAAUAGUGUGUUUGUCAUUCAAUCCUCAAAGCACCCUCGUGGCCACUGGCAGCAUGGACACAACAGCCAAACUGUGGGACAUUCAGAACGGAGAGGAAGCGCUCACUUUGACGGGACAUUCGGCUGAAAUCAUCUCUUUGUCCUUUAACACCUCGGGAGACAGAAUCAUCACAGGGUCUUUUGAUCAUACAGUUGCAGUGUGGGAAGCUGAAACUGGAAGGAAGGUGUAUACCCUAGUUGGGCAUUGUGCUGAGAUUAGCAGUGCUUCAUUCAACUGGGAUUGCUCUCUGAUAUUAACCGGCUCUAUGGACAAAACCUGUAUGCUGUGGGACGCUGCAAAUGGAAAAUAUGUGGCAACAUUAACAGGCCAUGAUGAUGAAAUACUAGACAGCUGCUUUGAUUACACUGGAAAACUUAUUGCUACUGCUUCAGCCGAUGGAACGGCAAGGGUUUUCAGUGCAGCCACAAGGAAAUGCAUUGCCAGAUUGGAAGGCCACGAAGGUGAAAUUUCAAAGAUUUCUUUCAACCCCCAAGGGAAUCGUCUUCUAACGGGCAGCGCUGAUAAAACAGCGAGAAUCUGGGAUGCUCAGACUGGUCAGUGCCUCCAGGUUCUUGAGGGGCACACUGAUGAGAUCUUUUCAUGUGCUUUCAACUAUAAAGGCAACAUAAUCAUUACAGCAAGGAUAAUACCUGUAGGAUAUGGCGUUGACGGAAGAGAGCCGGCUGAUGAGCGGAUUUGCUAGCGAUGGAGGUGAAGGUAGAGCUUCACAGUUGUCAAGCAAGCUGUUUUCAUGUUUCACAUCUUCUCUUUUUCUGCAAGUCAACUACAUGCUGUCGUUAGCUUCGCAGAUAUGACCGUUAAAACUAAUAAACUUAUAUCACGUCUU
This is a messenger RNA of Acinonyx jubatus (cheetah), 1533 nucleotides long. It is a transcript of the gene DAW1, whose product is annotated as dynein assembly factor with WD repeats 1. The transcript has 13 exons. The record is from RefSeq and is a predicted model, not a curated record. NCBI's taxonomy places the organism in Eukaryota, Metazoa, Chordata, Mammalia, Carnivora, Felidae. Gene Ontology annotation, cellular component: U4/U6 x U5 tri-snRNP complex. Gene Ontology annotation, biological process: mRNA splicing, via spliceosome. Gene Ontology annotation, molecular function: U6 snRNA binding; U4 snRNA binding; protein binding. Bases 157 to 1389 code for a protein of 410 amino acids.